Messenger RNA from Rhagoletis zephyria (snowberry fruit fly), 1494 nucleotides. The record is from RefSeq and is a predicted model, not a curated record. NCBI's taxonomy places the organism in Eukaryota, Metazoa, Arthropoda, Insecta, Diptera, Tephritidae.
AUGACUGACUUAGAAAAGAACAACUUCAGCAAAGAGGACUUUUCAGGAUCUGCAGACGAUGUCAAUCGCCCUUCCAAUUCAAACAAUCAUCACCGAAGCAGUGUAGCAAGCAGCCAGAGUCUACUCUCAUCGCAAAAGCUGUCAUGGAGAACCAAGAUCGGCUACUCCUUUGGUCACAUUCUCAAUGACUUAACUGGCUCCAUUUGGUUCAGCUACACCUUACUCGGCUCUCUUGGGGGCACGUUAAUUCUGCUGGGCCAGGUCGCCGACGCCAUCGCCUCGCCCUUUGUCGGCUACCAGUCAGACCGGUGCGGCUCAAUGUGGCUCUUUGCCCGCUUCGGUCGUCGGAAAACCUGGCACUUCAUUGGCGUGCUCAUGAACCUGGUCAGCGUUCCACUGCUCUACAACCGAUGCGCCCUUGGCCUCUGCGAGAGCGCCCCACAGUGGUCGCAGUUCUUCUACUACGCAGUCCUGGGCAUCAUCAACCAAGCGGGCUGGGCGGCGUCACAGGUCACUCACGUGUCGCUGAUCACCGAUCUGACGAGUGACACCAAUGAACGCAUUGCUCUGAACACCUACCGACAAGCAGCCACCAUCGCCUCCAACAUUUGCCUCUAUACGGUGACCUACUUUGUCAUUGCUUCACUUAACGACAAGCAGACUGGAGAGGCAAGGGAAACGAUUCGCCAGGAGGAUCUGGUCGUUUUCACUUAUGUCGCCUACAUCGUCUGCUUGAUUGGUCUCGUCUUUGCGGUCCUCUUUCAAAUUCUGGUAAGGGAGCCUGACCCACCGGCGAAACCACGCAAAGUGAAACCCGAAGACACAAAACGAUUUCUAAGAAGCAGUCGUGGCUCUCAAGGCAUAAUCACUUUGCUGGCUAACCAGACAAGCGACGAUACGGCGCCUUCAUCUUCGGCAAAGAAUGCACAGCUACCAAUUUCCACCAUCAGCUACCUGGCCGAUGCAGAAGAGUUCGAACGGCGUCUGAAGCAGGCGAAAACUGCCCAGAAGCGAUGGUACCACUGGUUUCGUUCGCUGUCCUUCUGGAAGAUAACCAUCAUCUACACCUUUGCGAGGUGCACACUGAACGUGACACAGGUCUACACGCCCCUCUACCUGCAGUACUACCUCCGCCUGCCGAAGAAAUCAAUCGCCGUCAAUCCCUUUGCCACCUACUUUGCAGGACUGGCCUUUUCCUUUGCAGCCAAGCCGUUCUCCGCUCGGUUCGGCUCCCGGUGGACGUUGUUUGUGGGCACCCUCUUCGGCGCCGCCACCAGCGUGUGGCUCUGGUUCGGCGAUGCCGAAUCCGCCAGUUAUCGCCUGUACCAGGUGUACGCAGUGGCGGGAUGUCUGGGCACUGCAGGCACCGUAGUAUUAAUUAGCAGUCUGGCCCUCACCAGUGAUCUCAUCGGCGGAAACACAAGCAGCGGAGCCUUUGUUUUCGCAGCCAUGGUAAAGUCAAAUUCUUUUGUUUGUAAACAACUACUGACCUGA